CACAUUAAUGUCACAGGCCUCUCAUGUUUUUCCCUGAAGUGACGUAGGCACUGAAGACUUGCUUUAAACAGGCCUAGGGUCAUUUUCACCCGGGCUCUUGUUCUGCAGGGCCACAUUAAAGCGCUGCUGGGGGCCUGGUCACGUGAUUAACCCCUAUCUCCAGCAGAAAGUCGUCAAUCUCUCCUAGAAGAAAGUUCACAUUACUUUAGUGCUGCAUAGAAGUGUUCCUGUGAGUGUGUAGUGCAUGCUUUGAAAUAAGUGUAUAAGACAUACAUGUACUUACCCCAGUGCAGCCUGUUAUUUAGGGUUGACUCACGAUAUAUUCAUGAGUCAUGACCAGAGCUGGGCCACUUGGCUUCCACGUUUGUGAUAAUAUGUGCAGCAUCACAUAUGAUCUUGGUGGUGUAAACAAUGAUACGUCAGUUACAGUGCCCAUUAGAAAGAGUAAUCAGUGCACCUCCACAUUUAUUAGUUUAUUUCAGGUCACAGCAAAAUGUUAUUAACUGAUCAUCAUUUUCCAGAUUAGAAUUACUAAAACAAACUAAAUAAUUAAAUACCACAUACCUGCAAUCCUGUGAAACUCCUCUUUAAUGGCUCAUUUUGACAUUUUGGUCUCUGCGCGAAGGAAACAGGUGAACUCUAUGAAUAAACUGAAAGAUUAAAUGAGGUAUUUAAACACUGUUCUCUUUAAAAAGGGGCGGAGACCGAAGGAAACUCUGGGUUUCCUGAAUAAAACCUGCUCCCGACCCUUAUUUCGGGGUUAAAAAACUCAGAGUUUCCACCUCCUUCUUGAAACGGGCCCCAGAUUGGCUGCGUAGUCCUAGAUCAACUUGAGUGACGUCAUCCUGAACCUGGAGCAGCUGUAGGAGAGAGCAGUGGAUGCUCAGGUAGGUUAACUUUUUAAACUCCAACUUUUCAGCUUCACCUCACCUCACACGAGGACCUAUUUUGGACCUGCUGGGGCUAAAACACUGAGCCAACGCAACUAAAAGGAACCAACCUGCAGCAUUAACUAAUGCUUAAAUGCUCUGACUGUCUGCCAGAAAUCGGCUGCCGUACAGGAGCGUGCAUCGACUGGUAAAUGUGAAGUCAAAUUAGGGUUACAUUACAUUUGUAUGUGCGUAAACGGAUUUGUACUUGUAGACUUAGUGGGGCUAUACCAUGCUUAUACUUAUAAUUUGGGGCGUUAAAAUUACGCACAAAUCGUGGAUAAAUUUCCACGUAAAAUAACGUGACCGUAAUUUGCCUCCACGCUCUAAUUGGCUAAUGGACAAGAAGUGGCCCCAGUCCUUUGACGCGGCACAGCAGGUCCUGAAAGCUCCACAAGCAGCAACAAGCUAGUCCACUGACUGAUGAUUUUAAUUAUAUUUAAUGAACAGACUGACAUGACGGCUCAUAUUCAUGUGUAUGAAGUGUGACGUUACUCUCGUGAUUUGCGGAGGUGAUGCAGUUGCGCGAAACGGGUGUUUCUAUCAUAGUUAAUGUAGCAUGUUAGCCGACAGGCUAUUAGCAAUGCCAUGCUAUGUUACGAUGCAGCUGGAAUUAAGUUUGCAGCAUUCACUUUCAACCGUCAGCUGAGACCUGCACCGUUCUGCUUCGCUUCCUGUUAUAGGCGCUAACAGCGCCUGCCGGCAGGCCAGAAAACAAAGAGGAAGUUAAGGCUAAAGGGUGCAGGGCCAUCGCGUCUCAAAAGUGCUUCGCCAGAGAGGGCCGAGUGUGGCUGUUCUCGGAGUUACAGACGUUCUGCACAGACGAGACAUCUUGCAUGAAACUGUGCAACCACCUCCGGAGUAGAGGACUCCUAAUCUUCAACAACCCUCAGGGCGGAAAGAGCUCUUACUCCGCUGUGGAGGCGCUAAAGCGUCUAGAGGAGGACGAUGCGAGCUCAGUAUGCGUGUUGGACUCGGAGUCCGAAGACGAAGCUCUUAUUCAUCCUUUGUGCAUUGCGACGGAGGACGAAGUUCCGGACGCAACAUUAAAAAGGCCAGAAAACAUUAGCAUGGUCUGGCAGUUUUCCUCAAUUCAAAGUCUGUCAAGGAAGAAAUACACGGUCUUCUGCCUCAUUUGCAACAAACCGCAGCAAUCUAUUUCAACCCACCUGAGCAGGGUGUGCAUGCAACGCAGCACCCCAGAGGAAGUUAAGGCUGAAGGGUGCAGGGCCAUCGCGUCUCAAAAGUGCUUCGCCAGAGAGGGCUGAGUGUGGCUGUUCUCGGAGUUACAGACGUUCUGCACGGACGAGACAUCUUGCAUGAAACUGUGCGACCACCUCCGGAGUAGAGGACUCCUAAUCUUCAACAACUCCCUGGGCUGUCCUACAGCCCAGCCGACACACAGGUCAGGCGUACUUGUGCUGGCAAAGCCAGACAUUCAGCACAUCCGACAGAAGUUGAUGGGCAGUGACACUGUCCCCCACACUGCAGCCACAACCUUCAGGCAUUACUGCCAGGCCAUACUAAUGUGGAGGCAUCAGCUGACAGCAAGUGCAGUGAAGACAUUCUGUGUAAAUGACUGGCUGGACAGGAAGUCAGUUGCCUCUGGUGUCUGCAUCCAGCUGAACGGUUCCAGAACAAAGAGGAGCAUCAUAUUGACGGGGGAGGAAGAGGAAUUCCUGGAGUGCUACCUGCUUAAACUCAGGCCACUGUCCCUCCGACGUCAGGAUCAGGACAGUGACGAUAAAGGCAGAUUCUUCCUGGGGGACUCUGGACUCCCCCUGUGCAACCCAUCGGGAGAUCUACGACGUCUGAGGGACAAGUAUCUUCAGCCUGUGUCUGAGGGCCCUGGUGCAGAUUCAGUAUCAGACCCGCCAACAGGACAAGCCAGCGCAUCCAUGUCCAUGCAGGAGUGGGAUGCUUUCAUGAAGGCCUUCCCAAUGUCAUUACACGGUAAUGCACCUUCACGGGACAAAUGCGUUGAGGCUGGGUAUCCUCGCUACCGGCCGUACUAUGUCAAGUGGAGGGACCUCCAGCUGCGGCAGCGCGCCAGUUACAUGAGCCGUUCUCUAAGCAAGACGUCUGGUCGCCCCCAUAAAGCCAGUAUCCAGUCAGCACUGGACAAGGAGUCAUGGACUACGAACAGACCUCUUGUGCACGAUGUUCUGAAGGCCUGGGUUCCACCAGAACGGCAGCUGAAAGACACCUGGUCCAUCUUGACUUCCGUUAUGAAACAGAAAUGGAAGGGCCUGGCUAUAAAAGAUUUUGGAAUGCCAAAGGGAAAAGGUGUGGUUGCGGUGAUGCCCUUCAGCAAAGAGGUAGUCAUAUGCGACUAUCACGACACUGUGACAUCUGAAGCUGAAGGCAAACAGAAGAGACAGUCGGGCUUUCUUUUUUUCAUCAAGGGGAAGGAGACAAAAGCAUUGUGCAUAGAAGCCAAGGCGUCCCCCUGCACAUGUCAUCCCUCUCUGGUCAUUUAUGGCAGGAUGAUAAAUCACUCAAAACAAUUGCCGAAUGUAAAGCCGCACCUCCAUAGGAUCGAUUUUCCAGAUGGGCCACAAGAGGCUGUACUGUUCAUAGCGAAAAGAGACAUUAGGCCUGGUGAAGAGCUGCUGUGUGACUAUUCUGUAACCAGAGCAGUUGUCAACUGAGAUCCACCAAGGACAGGAUCUGCAAUGCCUUGACACCCGAGUCUGUCGAGGAGGAGGAGGUCAUCAUUCUUGUGUGGUGUGCGAGUGCCGCUGGUGGUGUUGCUGCUAAAUUAAGUUCAUUUACCUUUAAGUCCUUACAAUCUGCUAAACAAAACAUUUGUUAAAUUGACUUGCUUUUCACAACAGUUUAAUACAGAGUUGAAAAUACAGUUUCAGUUAAGUUACAGCACUAUACAAAAUGAGAAGAGUGCGUAUUGUGCACUGUAUCGUUUACACAAAUACUUAACAGUGAACAUGCUCAACAUAACCACUGGUGCAGUGUGUGAGUUAUUGACUGGGAGUGGUGAUGAAAUGUACCUCUGCAUUUGACCCAUUUGGGAGGAAAGUCCUUUGUUAAACAUAACGUCCUGGGACCUGAGUGGCAAAGUAGAAACUCUUUGAUAAGCAAACACUUGACGGCCCCCCCAGGAACAACUUGCACCUGAAAGGCACAGCAUCUCAUCAUUUCAAAAUGUCCCACGAUCUAUAGAUGUGCUAAUGGUCUGCAGGCUGUGAAUAGCAUGGGCGCCAUUGUCUGAUAAAAUCUGACCUCAC
Molecule: messenger RNA, 4174 nt
Organism: Betta splendens (Siamese fighting fish)
Lineage: Eukaryota; Metazoa; Chordata; Actinopteri; Anabantiformes; Osphronemidae
Exons: 12
Coding region: 2249-3580 (443 amino acids)
Molecular function (GO): protein binding
Source: RefSeq, a predicted model, not a curated record